UUCAGAAGCAUGUUGGAAUUCUCGUGGGACAAAAUUGCCAAAUUAAGUGAAUCUGACAUAGAUAUCGACAAUGCAGACUAUUAUUGCGAAUUGAUUCUAGACGCUAAUGUUGAGGACUGGAAUGACAAUGAUCGACUUAAGCAUGUUUUCCAAAUUACUCAGACAUUACUAAACUUAAAAUGGGAACAAUGGAAGUUAUCAGAAGCAAGCUUCGUGGACAAAAAUGCAGAAAUAAAUAUCCUGAAAGAUCAAAUAAGGGAAUUAGAACAUGAAAACACAGAUUUGCAAAAAGCAGUUUCUGCCUCUGGUAUUGAUAGAGUAAGCAUCUGUGAGACGAGGAAACUUGAGUUCAAAGUUGUCAAACUGCAAUCUGAACUAGAAUCUUUAAGGAUAGCUAAAGAUACUUCAUUUAAGGAGAAGGAACAACUUUUAAAUGACAAAGAUGAUCUCGAAAGGAAAGUGGAUCUGAUUUCUAAGGAAAACAAAGAUCUACUGGAGCGUUGUGAGUAUCUACGCUUACAAAUACAGGAUCGGCCCAGUUUGUUUGGCAAAAGUAAUGAAGAGGCUAAUUACAGGAAGGAAAUCUCCUCCUUACGUGCAACAAUUAGGGUUCAGAAAGCUGAAAUCGAUGGGUUAGAAGACGAAAAACAAAACUUAUGGAACGAUGUCAACCGUUUGGAGAAUAAUCUACGACAAGCUAGCAUAGAAAUCGAUCGCGCCACAGAUGACUACGUGAGAAUGAAAGAAGCCCUAACAGAAGCUGACAAGAGUCACGCAGAAAAGUCUGCUGAGUGUAAUAUGUUGCGCACUCAGUUAGCCAAUCUUUCCGAAAAAAUUGGGCAUCCCGAAGAAACAAACAAUUUGAUCCUAAGUAUUGUUGAACAGAAGAUCGAGGAAUGGAAAGAGAUCCUGUCGGACAAAGAUGUGGAAAUAGUUAAACUUAAUGGACGGAUUAAGGAAUUAUCCCAGGAAUUACGGGAACUUAAAGCUGAUUCUGAUAAAACCAGUGUACAAGCCUUAAUGAAGUCCAUAAAGGAUCGUGAUGUUCAAAUAAAUUCUCUCAAAAAACAACUCACCGAUGCCACAAGUGAGGUUGAAAAAAGCACAACCCUUCUGAAUGAACUCGCAAAACAAGCCAAUGAGAAUGAAUUUCAUUCAAACAGUCACAAAGCGGAACGUAUUGUUGCUCUUAGAAAACAACUUCAAGAAAAAGAGAACCUUAAUAUAGAACUGAAGAAAAGAUUGGAGCUUGCUGAAGAAGCUACUCAAUCUCAAGCCAAUGAGAUAAGUAUUUUAGAAAAACAAUUAAAACGUUACGAGGAAGGAGAGUAUGGUUUAUCAGAAGCUAUUACUGAAUUGAAAGCUACUCGAUUACAACUAAAUUCAAAAGAAAGACAAUUGGAGGAAAUUUGUCAUUUAACAAGUCAAGCUGAAUCAUCUCUUAAUGAAAUAAGUGUAGAAAAUGAACACUUAAGAACUAAACUAGGAAUUCCUCUGAAUGAAAAAAUUGAUUUGAAUGGCUAUCGCCGGCAAAAACGAGCCGAACUUGAAGAAGAUCGUGCCGUAAAUAUAAUUUUGCAGAAAGAAAUCGAAAAACUAGAAGAUGAAAGGUUGGAGCUAAAACGAAAACUACGAACCCUUGCACGUCAAUUGGGCCAACAGUAUGGUUCAGCAGAUUUGCACGUAGAUGGAGUACUCCUGGGUAAUUUGGCCCAAGUUAAUGAGGAAGCUGUAUCGGUCCAGUCAGCAAGAACAGUUUCUGCGCCUCAAUCCAGUCAGAAAACUAGACGUUCUCCAUCAAAAGACGAAUUAACCGACCUUCCAGAAGUAUGGAAAGCAAGGUUUAAAGUACUUGAUGAAGAAUUAAUUCAAGCGACGCAUCAAAUAGAAGAAGAACGCAAAAAACAUGAUAAGUUAGAAAAACGUUUGAAGCAGAUUACUGAAGCGAAUGUUCUGUUAGAAAGCGGUCUAAAAGAAGUUCAACACCAGAUACAUGCUUUUCAUACUGAAUCAAAUGAUCAACUUGAUUCAAGUAAGGCGAAGAAACAAACAACACAGAACACUAUUAUAAUGAAUAUGGAAGAGAAAAAAACGAUCAAUAAGAAGAAUUCGAAAAUAGGGAGUGAAAUCAUUCAGUUAGACUGUCCAUCUUUAGAUAAAUUAUUAGCUGCAUUAGACGUAAGAAAUCUAGUUGAAGAUAUUGACUCUGGACAGUUCCUCAAAUCUAGAGUGGAUCAACUUGAAGGGGCAAAUCAGGAGCUCCGAUCAAAUCUUCGUGAUGCACGCAUGAGCAGUGCUGUAAAUGAAGCAAAACUGAACCAAGCACAUGAUCGAAUCAAACAUUUGGAAUCACAGCUUGAAUCAGUUGAUCUAGUAGAUAAUAAUUAUAUGCCAAGUCGGACAUUUCUUGACAGUCAGUCACCUCUGCCAAAAGAUAUCAAUCCGGACACAGCUAAAGUUAUUCACUCUCUAGAAGAACAUUUAUUGACAACAAUGAAAGAUAUUAGUGAUAAAAAUACGCAACUUGCUUACAUACAUAAUCAAAUGGAAGAUGCAAGAAGAAAGUAUUCUGUUUGUAAACAUCAUCAGGGUUUAUUGUAUCGUGACUUUUAUAAUGAACGCCAAACUUGGAAAAAAGAAAAAAAAGAACUUGAACAACGUUUAGAAUGUUCAGAAACAAGAGUCAACGAACUGGAAGUUCAUAAGAGUGAACUACUGCAUUUACAAGAUGUUUUGUCGAGUUUAGAUACUUCAUCAGGUGAUAAAGAACCGAAUGAAAGUUCAAUAAAACAAAAGAUAGCUGACCAAUCACGACAGAUAUUAUUACUUCGUGUCAAUGAGGUUGGCUUACGUCGCCGGUAUUUGGCAACACAAGAACGUGAAGUUGCUUUAUCAAAGGAGAAUACUAAUUUGAAAAGUGAUAUAUUCCAAUUGGAAUCAGCUGUAAGUGCUCGGCUAAACUAUUAUGCGAGGUAUAAAGAAACAGCAGCAUUUCAAAUACAAAAAUUACAAAAAACAUUAGAUCGAUGUGUUUCAGAAGAUGAAUUGAACAAUCUAAGAAAUGAAUAUGAAACAUUAGCUAUUAAAUAUAAAGAGUUAUUGGAACACGGUUCAAAUAACGUAGAUUAUCAAUUAACCUUGAAAUCUACUCAAACUAACUUGGAUAAUUUGAAAAAACAACAUGAUGAAUUGAAGGAACAAUUGAUCAUAGAAAAAGAACGGAGAUAUUUACUGGAAAAUUCAACUAAUCAGUUGCAAUCAAAUGUGAUAAUGAAGUCUAAUCAAAUUGAGAAUGAUCUGUCCGACACAAAUAUGGCUAAACGUUUAGCUUUAAUAGAAAUGAAAGAAUUAAAUGAACGUGAACGUGCAAAUCAUACACAAAUGCUUUUAAAUACAGUGCAAGAUGUGAAUCAUCAAUUAGAGUUAAGAAAUAAAGAACUUGAAAAUAAAUUUACAGAAAUUACAAAAGCAUUGAUGGAAAUGCAACAAAGUGAACAAAAAUUACGACAAGAACUGACAAAAGCAGUCCCAAUAUCAGUACAUCAAGAAAUUGAAACACAAAAUACCGAACUGGAGCAGACCAAUUUGAAACUUCGUCAUGAAAUUGAACAACUAAAAGAAGUAGCUUUAAUUUCAAUGAAUCAACAUCAAAAUUUGGAAGAUCAGCUAAGUAGUCAAUCGAUUGAAAUACAAAAUUUGCGUGAACAAGUGACUGAACUGGAAUCUAAAGAUGAUUCAAAAGCUGAUUUGGCUCGACUCCAUCGUCUCGUGACACGAAUCCAGAUCUCUGAGUCGACUGCCCUACGUCGUUUAGCAUCAACUCAAGUUAAAGUAAAUCGUUUGGAAAGCGAUUUGUUGAAAACUGAAAAAAGACUAACACAAAAAGAAAGUGAAUUGACAAACGUGUACAAUAAAUCACGUCAACGUGAAAGACGACUACGUGAAACUAUUACAACACUUCGUCAAAGAUAUGCAGGUUGUAUUCCGCUCAGACAACAAGAGAAACUAUCUGUUCGUUUAAAUGAAACAAUUCGUCAAUGUACAUCUAUCCAGUCGGCUCUUGAUGAAGCCUUGAAGGAUAAAAUCAAAUCUGAAUCGAUUAUCGACGGUUAUGAGGAAAAAAUAAAGUUAACAUCUGACAUUCAAAAGAUUUUCACCGAAUAUAACGAACAACAUAAAAGUCAUGAUAUUAAUAAAAAUUUAGAAAAACGAUUAUUAGAUUGGCAAGAACGAUUAAGUGAUUUACGAGUCUUAGAAUCAACACAACGUCGUCAGGUCGAACGAUUAAAGGAACAAGUACGUCACUUGGAAUCACUUGUACAAAAUCAAGAGAGACAAUUGAAUGAGUUAGAAUUAGAAAAUUCACGUCUUGUUAAAGAAUUAGAUCAACGGGAAUCUCAGUGGGAACAACGUGAAGCUGAAUUAGAAAGUGUCAUAGAAAAUAAUACUGUAUCUCAUUACAUUACCACAGAAAAUAUGAAUGACUCAACUAAUCUGCUUACAGAUGAAGAUAUUGACGCUGCUUGUAAUCAAAUUAGUCAGAAAGAAAAUUUCAAUGAAAUUUCCAAAUCUGUACAACUGACUAGUCAGCAAUCAUCGUCUAAGUUCGUAGAUGAACCAGUUCAAAAAUCUGAUGCUCAAACAUUGGAUAAAUUGAAAAAUGAAAACACUGCACUAAGAAAGCGACUUGGCCAACUGCUACAGCUAUUACGUUUACAAGAUAUGAAAUUACAAAAUGUUGUCAAUCAUUCCUCAGCUGUACAAAAUUCCGAUACUCAAUCGACAUUGGCUGGUUUACGAGCUAAUAUAGAUUUGUUACAACGUCGAUUAAAUGGAAAAGAUGAAAGUCUUGCAAGAGUGAAUGAACUACUCAGGCAAGCUUAUGAAGCUAACGAAAAAUCAAAUGAUCGACAUAAUCAAGAAAUUGCUAUUUUACAGAAUAAAUUACAGAACAAAAUGGAAGAACAAUUAUUACGACUAGCACAAAAUGUCGAAUCUGUUGGCAGAAAUGAAAUAACCAAUUCACAUUUGAUUGAAUUGAAAAAACGUUUACAUGAAUUGGAAGAAUCAUUAAAUGAACAAAAUCAAGCUGUAUUUCGUCAAGCGGAACGAACAAAAAUCAUCCAACAAGAAUGUGAUUUAUGGCAAUUGAAAUAUAAUCAACUUCAAGCAAAAACUGAAAGUGUAAAGGCGAAUAUGGAAAAUACACAUGGCGAAGAAGUAAUGAAAUUGACAUCACAAACAGAACAAUUACAAAAGGAACUGGAUAAAAGUAAUGCAAAAUUAAAUGAAUAUUAUAAUGAAGUCAAGCGUUGGAAAGCCGAGGCAAACAAAUCCCCAUCAGUGAUGCAACGCAAACUAACUGAACGGUUACGCAAUGAUCUGCUUGAAAAAGAUAAACAAAUCCGAGCUUUGUCCAAAGCACUGGAAGAACUCCGUCAUGAUCUUGUAGCACAAGCAGAACAAGCAGUUCUAGCUACUAAUUCAAUGCAGCCAAUUCAAUGUGCACCAUCAGUUCGUGAACUAAACGAAAACAAAACUGUUGAUGAAACAAUCGUAACACCAACUAACGCAAAGACCAUAGAGUCUGUUAUCCAACCUCCAUCGGUAAAAAUGAUUCAUGAAAUGAAAAUUCAAGAAGACAAGGAGAAAACUGUCAAGCUCGAAGAUUUAAACAAAAAAUUGGAAUUAGAGUGUGAAAAUUUAAAUAUUCAGCUGCAAAAUUUCAAAUGUCUGUUGAAUACGUCACAGAAAAAAAUUGAUGAACUUUUAAGGAAAAAUCGUAUACUUGAAGAAGAAAAUCAUAGACUUCGUAUGAUACCAGAAAAACCAUAUCAAGAAAUCAAUAAAAGUAAUAAGGAAGCACAAAUGUCAUCGGCUAUGCGUUCCAGCUUGACCAAUGAAUGGGAAGCACGUAAACGUAUGGAAGCUGAGAUAAAUAAAUUAAAAGAGCAACUAAAUAAAAAAUGUACAGAAUUGACAUCCAUACAAAAACAAUUGAAUCUAACUAAGAAUGCACUUGAUCGAACUAACAAACAAAAUGAACAGCUAAGAGAGAAAGUCAAUGAAGUUUGGGGUCCAGGUGCUACAGCUGAUGAGUCAACUGAUACUAAAACGGAGCAAAAUAAAAAAGAAACUCUCAGUCGGUCGUCAAUAUCAUGUGUUUCUGAACGUGUUGAACUACACCAACAAGUAGAACAAUUGCAAUCUGAAGUUGAAAGACUUCGACGAGCACAAAGAAUAUCUGCAGGUUUCCCACCUGGAACAAAAUCAAUGAAUACAGAAGCCAUGUUGAUAAAAAGCGCAGAGAUGCGUAACAAACUUUUAUCUGAACGUAUAGACGAUUUGGAGAAACAGUUAUUAGACAAAGGUAUGGUUAGUCCAGCGAAAAUGCAAUUGGAACAAGCAACUCAACGUGAUCUAUUACGGCUUAAUAAUGAAAAUAUGGAAUUGAAAUUCGAAUUGGAAACAUUGAGAUCCGAUGCAGCACGUUAUAAAACUCGAGUUCAUGACUUACAAAUUUAUGUUGAUUUACUGAAACAAGAAAAAGAAGCAUUGCGUGCAGGACAAAAUCUUGACAAAUCAUUUAAUUCCGACAGUAGUACAAUGAGUACAAUAAAAAGAAUUGGUGAAAGUGGAAAAUCUCCAAAAGAACUGGAAAAAAUUAUAGUUUGUCUAAAAAAAGUCUUACAACGUAGUCAAGCGGAGAAUGAACGGUUGAAGUGUGCACCCGGACCAGUAUCACAUAGUGAAUUACAACAGUAUAAAACAGAGAUUAAACGAUUAAAACAUGAACUUGAAGCAGCGCAACUGACCGCCGGAUCAAAAUUAUUCAAUCAUCGAUUAGCAAAUGAACAAGGUACAGCGAAAUUAAUGCAUCAAUAUGACAGUUUAAGAAAAAAAUUUGAAGAUGUUUCAUCGAGAAAUCAAGAACUGACAAGUCAAAUUGAAUAUCUACGUCAAGAAAUUAACAAAUCGAAGAAAUUGCCCGAACAAUCAAAUAAUGAGCGAUCCAGUUAAAUUCAAUCAUCAUACUAAUAUGAAACAUCAAGAUUUUGAAACGAAUCAUUGUUGCUCAUGUAUACGAAGGCAUUCCUCUUAUAACUGAGGUAAAAUGAAAUAAAUUCUUGUAUCCUAUCAAAAAAAGAAAGAGAAUUUUCCACGAUAAACCCUACGGUAACCUAUUCACUCAGGUGCAUAUUCC
Molecule: messenger RNA, 7204 nt
Organism: Schistosoma turkestanicum
Lineage: Eukaryota; Metazoa; Platyhelminthes; Trematoda; Strigeidida; Schistosomatidae
Source: the annotation of a GenBank genome assembly